GCAUGAGUUACGCCAACCGGGUGCAAUGACAACAGAGAGUUUCCGGAAAGAUGUGGCGAAAAAAUUGUCAGACCUUCAGUCAAGCUCAGAUGAGGAUGCGAAAAUUGACUUCCCGAGUGACCUGACAUCGUCAGACAGGAAGUACAUCCAUAAAAUUGCCGAAUCUUUUCGCUUGCACACUUUGUCCAGUGGCACUGGAGAUGCUCGGUUCAUCUCGGUGUACAAAAAUCCACCAGCAGGGCAAGAGCCCAAAAGACCGAGAGAGGCAGCAGGAGCCACACCACAACUGAGUCUUUCGGCAGCUGCUUCACAGAAUCUGCAAAUCGCCUCCCACGCGCAGAUGUCUGGUGGCCGGACACUCCUCGCCAAGGACAUCCGUCUGACGUGUAAGACCUAUGGGUCGAUCACGGAUGAUGCCCAAGACGGCCAAAGUUACUGCCGCUCCCAAUGAGGGUGAUGUGGUGGAAGCUUUCUGGCCAGAUGAUGUCGGCAGCCGAACCAGUAUGGAUGGACGCUCCCCACACGUACGACACGAAAUUCGCUUCAUGGCUCGUUUCACAAUAAUUUGUGGCAACAACCCUUCGCAGACUUUGUGCGGGUCCGUGAAAAAGAAUGGCCCUUUCGUGCGAG
Cladocopium goreaui is the source of this 630-nucleotide messenger RNA. Lineage: Eukaryota; Dinophyceae; Suessiales; Symbiodiniaceae. The record is from the annotation of a GenBank genome assembly.